GGGGACACAAUUCAGCCCAUCGCAGGGGGAACCCUCAGAAAAUAGGCCGUUGUACGCUUUCGAGCUGCUUCCUCGGGAACAGUGAGCGGUCAUCUCAUGUAAAAUGAUAUUACAAGGAUUGAAAGAAAGCCAAGCUUCAAUCUCCCGCCUGUUCUCAUCAUGCACGAGCCCCCAUCAAGUGCUGCCCUGAAUAUAUAUUCAGGGGAACCUUUUUUCUGAUGACAUGUUUUUUUAAAAAAAAAAUGUAUUAAAAAAUAUGUAAAUCCCAGCAGUGACCGGGGCGCCGGCUGUGGAAAAGAGGAACCCCCAAGCGCUGUGGCUGUGCCCUGGGGCUCCGCCUUUCGUAACCUCAGUGCGUUUAAUUAAAUCUGCACAUGACAGGUUUUCGUUACAAGCGGCCAGCUGGGUCCCCGGGGGUUGGGGACCGGGUCGAGUGUGCUGGGGGACCGGCGGUGGGGUCCCGCGGCCUCCGUUCCUUCUCCACACGGACAGCCACGUCUGCACCAGGGGGAGGGUCCCCACCGCUCGGCUCUGAAACUCCACGGGGCCGGCUCGCCCAGGACGGUCGGUCACCUCCCCGCCCGCGCCUCCAGAAUGGACAUGAACGUGAGCGGCCCGGACAACGCCACGAUCCUCAUGCUGCGGGACCCGACCAUCGCCGUGGUCCUGCCCGUGGUCUACUCGCUGGUGGCGCUGGUCAGCAUCCCCGGAAACCUGUUCUCGCUCUGGGUGCUGUGCUGCCACCUCGGGCCCACGUCCCCGUCCGUCAUCUUCAUGAUCAACCUGAGCGUCACGGACCUGAUGCUGGCCAGCGUGCUGCCCUUCCAGAUUUACUAUCACUGCAACGGCAACCACUGGGUGUUCGGCGAGCUGCUGUGCAACGCCGUCACCGUGGCCUUCUACGCCAACAUGUACUCGUCCAUCCUGACCAUGACGUGCAUCAGCGUGGAGCGCUUCCUGGGCGUGGUGUACCCGCUGGCGUCCGCGCGCUGGCGCCGGCGCCGCUACGCCGUGGCCGCGUGCGCCGGGCUGUGGCUGCUGCUGCUGGCCGCCCUGUCCCCGCUGGCGCGCACCGACCUCACCUACACCGUCGAGGCGCUGGGCAUCGUCACCUGCUUCGACGUGCUCAAGUCCACCAUGCUGCCCAGCGUGGCCAUGUGGGCCAUGUUCCUCUUCACGCUGUUCAUCGUGCUGUUCCUCAUCCCCUUCCUGGUCACCGUGGCCUGCUACACGGCCACCAUCCUGACGCUGCUGCGCGCGCGCGAGCCGCACAGCCGGGGGCAGCGGCGCCGCGCCGUGGCGCUGGCCGCCGUGGUGCUGCUGGCCUUCGUCACCUGCUUCGCGCCCAACAACUUCGUGCUGCUGGUGCACGUGGUCAACCGCCUGUUCCUGGGCAGGACCUACUACCACGUGUACAAGCUGACCCUGUGCCUCAGCUGUCUCAACAACUGCCUGGACCCCUUCGUGUACUACUUCGCGUCCCGCGAGUUCCAGCUGCGCCUGCGGCGCUACUUGGGCUACGGGCGCCUCCCCGCCGGCUGCCGCCACGCGCGCUCGGACAGCGUGUUCUCCGCCCGGACGCUGUCGGCGCGCUCCAUGUCCAGCGGCCACGAGGGGCUGGAGGAGGCAGGGAGGCCCUCGCUCAGGAGGCAGGAGAGCGUGUUCUGAGCCGGGCACCCCGCCCCCCCUCCCCCCGGGGACAGCUGAUGGGACGGCUCGCACGGGCCUUCACGCAAGGGAACCGCUGCGCGUCCAUGACCGUGGCGCGUGGAGAGGGUCCCCAGGAGCGCACGUCCUAAAACGGGCCACCGGCAUGGUAACACCCCACGGCUUAAUGACACAGGACUCAGCGUGCAGGACGCACUGGGCUCCGCUCCUCAGGACGGGGACCCAAGCUGACCACGAGCUCAGCCAGCCCACCUGAGUCCCUCUGGAGCCCCAAUAUCCACCUGCCGUGUUCUCUGUGCCUUUUGCUGGGGUCGCCCAUGGCACCUGCUAUUCCCCAGCCUGGCACAGCCUGGUGCUUUUUGUCCAGCCCACCCUGGGUCACCGUGCGUUCUGGGAUUCACCCAGACCACCAGGCACAGGCCCCUUUGGGCUUGUUGCCCCAGGAGCCCACAGGACCUCCCCGCCCCAUUUGAUCUGCUGCCCCCAGGAGCCACCACGACAGCUUACAAGUGAUUUGGUCACUCUGUUUCCUCGAGGCUCACAUCCUACAAGUCGCAAUGUCCAGACGGGAAGGACAUCCAUCCAGGAGGUGUGGCUCAGCCCCCCCCCCCCACAAGGCUUGAGGGUCUCCAGCUCCAUGAGAAGCUGCGGAGGCCGAGUUUUGGGAAGGACGACGUGGGUCCGCAGCUACCGAGGGGCUCCCUGACGGGCUCCAGGGUGUGGCCUCCCCCCAGGUGCCCUCCUGCCGGUCCUCUGCCUCCUGGUGCCAGCCUAGAGCCCCUGAGCCACGUGCAAGCCCUCCCAGGCUGUGAGGUGGCCUCGUGCACCUGACCUGAGCCCUGGCGCCCCAUGGUGCCCGGGCCCCGGACAAGACCACCGAGCACACAAGCCUGCAGCAGGAUCACACCCAAGCCCCCUCUGUGCCCGUCCCUUCCUGAGCCCAGGACGCAGCAGUACCAGCC
Molecule: messenger RNA, 2630 nt
Organism: Herpailurus yagouaroundi (jaguarundi)
Lineage: Eukaryota; Metazoa; Chordata; Mammalia; Carnivora; Felidae
Gene: P2RY8
Product: P2Y receptor family member 8
Exons: 2
Coding region: 595-1668 (357 amino acids)
Biological process (GO): thrombin-activated receptor signaling pathway; positive regulation of Rho protein signal transduction; phospholipase C-activating G protein-coupled receptor signaling pathway
Cellular component (GO): plasma membrane
Molecular function (GO): thrombin-activated receptor activity
Source: RefSeq, a predicted model, not a curated record